GUCCAGGCCACGUUGGCCUCAUUCAAGCUAUGCGCAUCAUACAUGUAAACACGAGCAGCUUCUCGCUAUCACGCCUAACCAAAGUCCCAAUGACAAGCCAGAUCCUCAUACACGCAAUAAGCCCUAACAUCGCCUCGCUUCUUUUUGGCUUCUGACAUGACGCGGAAAGAGCUCUCCUUGGCGCGCGUGCUCGUCUUUGGGCUCCUCGCUCCCUUGGUGGCCGCAAUCACUAGUACUGAGGGCAAAAACAAGGAGAAAAUUGAUGCACCGUCAGCAGGUUCGGGAGAAGGUCUAGCAUACGAGCCUAUUCAGAAAGUCGAGGUCUACGCAGACAAUGCAACAGCACCAGCUUCUCGAAUUCCUCCCGUCGAGGGAUGGUGGGAUUCCAACAUCUGCUCGGGUGACUUCUGCGUCUACACCAACUGGCGGAUUGCCAAAGGGCGAGGACUCGUGGCUGUUACGAGGGCGGAGGAAUUCCAAAAGCUCGAACGCAUCGAAGACCACCUCAACCGAGGAGAGAACAAAUAUCUCCAGGACCCCGUUCCCUUCACGACGACCGAAAUCCUCAACAAGGGACCCGGCAUAACCGCCACACAAACCAUCCGCCGCGGCAAACCCCUUAUGGUCUGGUCGCCUGUGCUCAUGGUCCAUAGAUCUCUCUUCGACCAGGUGCCCAAGAAAAAGGAACGCACCCGCCUCCUCGAAGCAGCCAUUUCCUACCUUCCCGAGGCCACCCAAGCUACCUUCAACAAGCAGCGUCUCCGUCCCGGUGAACCCGACAUCACCUCCAACCCGCGCUCCGUCGAAGAGAUCCUCCUCGCCCAUCCGUUCGAAAUCGACCUCGGCUAUGCCGCGCGCAAGCUAGACGAGCUCAACCACUCCAAGCACUACGUCAACUACCCGGAGAUCUCCGUCCUGCAGCACGACUGCCGCGCUAAUGUGGCCACCUACAUCGACAACUCCUUUGCCCUGCGCACCACCGUUGCCCGCCGCGUGCAGGCUGGCGAGGAGCUGACGGUUACGUAUGUCGAUCCCUUCCUGAGCAGGGCCGAGAGGUCGGCGUGGGUGAAGCGGCAUCGAGUUCCUGCGCAAGGGACUGGGACGACCGAGGGCGGGGUUUGCCCGUGCAAGGCGUGCAGUCUGCCGGGCGGGGAGAAGGGCGAGGAGGCGGUCAAGGGGGAGAAGAGGCUGAAGGAGAUACUGGCGAUCCGGGCGGAACUGAGGAACCAUGAUAGUACCAAGGUGGACUUUGCCAUGAUUGAGCGGUUCCUGAUGUUGUACGAGGAAGAGAGGUUGCACGUCAAGCUUCUGGAGGCGUAUGAGCUCGCGGCGCUCAACUUCAACUAUCUCGGGGAUGACAAGAGGGCGAAGAAGUACGCGGAUUUGGCGGUGCAGGCGGGCAUUGUCGAGGGCGGCGUCGAGUCGAAUGAUGUGGUGGCCAUGCGGGUUAUGGCGAAGGAUAUCAAGGGGCAUUAUUCGUACCGAUAUACACUCAAGAGACGGGGCCUGUAACAGACACUAAGAUAAUGGGAGGGAGGGGUUAACGACAGGCGGUGAAUUUCGGUAGCCAAAUUGAACUACUUUGCCCUAUCCAACUC
Molecule: messenger RNA, 1598 nt
Organism: Parathielavia appendiculata
Lineage: Eukaryota; Fungi; Ascomycota; Sordariomycetes; Sordariales; Chaetomiaceae
Exons: 2
Coding region: 157-1512 (451 amino acids)
Molecular function (GO): protein binding
Source: RefSeq, a predicted model, not a curated record